AUGGGUCUGCUGGGGCUGAAGCACCUCGGCCUAGGUCCCAAGCUUGGCAAAGUGCGGUCGGAUGGGACGGUCCUGCUCCCGUCUCUGUCCGUCUCUGCACCUCUGCUGAUCUCAGAAGCGGACGUUCAGGCCUACCACCGCGCAGUCAAGGCGGACAACACAGCUGCCCCGCUGUUCCUCCUGGCGCCCCUCGCCGCACCCCUCGUACCCUCGCUUAUGCUCCUCGCUGCCAAUCCCAUCAAGCCACUCGGCGCCGUCAACGUGCGCAAUACUUUCGUCUUCCACCGGCCAGACUUGCAGAGCGGGCGCAAAGAGGAUGGGAAGGAUUUACGGGCAGAAGCCAAGAUGGGCGGGGAGAAGAUGCUGGGGCGGCGGAUGAAGCGGGGUGUAGAGUAUGAUACUCUCAUCGAGGUGUUUGAGGCUGGGGAUACCGCGUCUCCUGGGCAGAAGCGGCCGAUCUUCUCGUUUACAUUUACUACGCUCUCACUCGUCCGCCUACCCUCAUCGGCGCCCCUCUAUGCGGGAGCUGUAGCCUCCGCAAGCAUGGAGCCAGCCUGGUACGACGAUCCCACUCCGCUCUCCCUCCCCACCUCCUCGACGCCCCUCGGCUGGGCGUCGCUAUCGAAAGACUACAACCCCAUCCAUGUCUCGCCCUUCCUCGCCAGGCUGUUCGGCUUCAAGCGGAACAUCGCCCAUGGCAAUCUGAUCGUCGGAAUAGUGAUGGACCGGGCCACCUCCGUCCCCAGGGCGGAUAAGGGGAACCGAGCGAGGGCGGCAUUAGGGCGCUUGUGGUCGUCGGACCAGAUGAAGCCGAGUUGGCUGGUGGUCGAGUUCAAACGGCCGGUCUUCGUACCUUCCUCGCCAAAGGUCAGGUGGUCCGAGGGCGGGGUGCAGGUGUUUGAGGAGGCGGGCCUUGGCAGAGGGAAGAAAGCGCCGGGACAGGCCGAGAGCGAGAUUAGGGUCUUAGUAGACAUACGAGCAGGGGAAGGGGUAAAUGUCCCCGCGGUAUAG
Messenger RNA from Dioszegia hungarica, 1011 nucleotides. RefSeq lists its product as uncharacterized. The record is from RefSeq and is a predicted model, not a curated record. Lineage: Eukaryota; Fungi; Basidiomycota; Tremellomycetes; Tremellales; Bulleribasidiaceae. Bases 1 to 1011 code for a protein of 336 amino acids. The transcript has a single exon.